Messenger RNA from Paramormyrops kingsleyae, 3829 nucleotides. RefSeq names its product sodium/potassium-transporting ATPase subunit beta-1-interacting protein 3. Lineage: Eukaryota; Metazoa; Chordata; Actinopteri; Osteoglossiformes; Mormyridae. The record is from RefSeq and is a predicted model, not a curated record. Gene Ontology annotation, biological process: regulation of sodium ion transport.
GCUACCGCCAUACUGUUAUGCAAAUUGCUCAAAGUUUAAACUCCUUGCAAUUUAAAAAACGAUUGGCUUAAUAAUUAUUGUAUACAGAAUCAGAGCGUGGAGAAACGUACCUGUAGCACGACAUAAUCAUGCUAUUUAAGGCUUUGUGAACUGAUGACCAGCUCAAAAUUCCGUGAAAUAUGCUGAAGAAUAUGAAAUGCCCGAGAUGCGCAAUCAUGAAUGAAACCGUAACAGACGGCAUAUAGAAGCGGGCAUACAGAAGUAAAUGAUUGUCCUGGAUGGGUGAGCUGGAAGGAAGGCUGGGCUGGUUGCCGUUUUGGGGUUAAAGCGGUCACUCCCUUCGGCGUCCUCAGACACUUACAGUCAAACUACCCAUUAACCUACUAAUCCCCGUCCAUUGCCGACUGUGGAAGCCUGCAUCGCGGACGGAAUCCUGCAGACAUGCUGGGGGCGAGGCGAAGGCGUCCGUCUCCAGUUCCUAAAUGCUUUUUUUAACAUAGUUGCCCGUCCGGCGUCUGCAUGGAUCAUUCACGCUUUCAGUCUUUUUGAUGCCCGUUUCCUACCGCUUGCACACAGGGACGCUUCAUUCUCCACCAGCCGGGCUCUGGACUAACGUUUCACCGGGCGCUUUUGCUCCUUUUUACGGAAAAUGGGUUGUUGCACCGGGAGAUGCACGCUGAUUUUUCUAUGCACUUUACAGCUGCUCGCAUCACUGGAGCGACAGAUCUUUGACUUCCUGGGAUAUCAGUGGGUCCCCAUCCUCGGAAACUUUCUGCACAUAAUAGUUGUCAUCCUCGGCCUCUUUGGAACAAUUCAGUAUCGCUCAAAAUACAUUGUGGUGUACUCCAUCUGGAUCGCUCUAUGGGUGGCAUGGAAUGUGUUCGUUAUCUGCUUCUAUUUAGAAGUUGGAGGUCUGUCUAAGGACACUGACCUCAUGACCUUCAAUAUCUCCAUGCACCGCUCCUGGUGGCGUGAGCACGGCCCCGGCUGCGUGAGCAGGGAAGUCCCGCCCCCAGGCUCCCGCACACUGGAGGACCACACCUACAUCUCUGUCACUGGCUGCAUCAUGGAGUUCCAGUACCUGGAGGUCAUGCACUCUGCCCUGCAGAUCCUAUUGGCUCUGGCGGGCUUUGUGUAUGCCUGCUAUGUCAUCAGCAUCUUCUCGGAGGAAGAGGACAGUUGUAAGUACUGACCUGCUCCCUUCUGCUCCCGUCUCUGGAGAUCUCCAGGAUCAAAAUAAAUGAGGAGCUUCGACUGACGUAACUGGAGAUGCCAAAAUGGAAGGAGAUCCCCCCCCCUUAAGAAUGCCAUGUGCCACAUGGACGGACGUCUGUGCCAGCGAGAGAUCCUCCCACUCCACUAACCUCUGACCAAAUUGAUCAAUACGAAAUACUCGGCUAAAUCUUUUAUUUAUAUAUCAAAUACAUUUCAGAGCAUGAAACCCUAACCCUGCGCACUAGGCUGUCUUCAGUUACUGUAAUGUGGUUUUAUUUUCCAAUAAUCAGGUUGGGCACUUUUGUAAGACUCGUGUUUUAGCAAUAUAUUUCAUGACAUUUAAUGAAAAAUAUGCCUUUCUCCUGCACAGUGAUCAAUAGCUGCAGAUUCUAUAAGUGUUUUGUAGGAUUUUUGUUUUGGGGGCAGUGUGUGGCUCCGCGGGUUAGGGCUGUGUGUCCUGGACCGGAAGGCAUCACCAAUGGACCCUCAAAGGCUCCUGACCCCAAUAGCUCAGAGAACAUCAUCUCUGUCUGACCCUGCUCCCUGAACAAAAGCAUCUGCCAAAUAAGUACCAAAUGUAAUGCUUAAAGUUUCCUGAGGUACUGUCUGUCAUAUUCAGUUACCUCUAUACAAACCCCAUAUUAACAGUUCUGUUGUGCAUUUGCUGAAUAAAUCCUACCAAAAGCCAUGAGCUGUGAGGAGCCGUAGGCAGAAUGAAGAACGUGCUGGUCUGCUGCAGCAUUCUGUGACUUAAUGCUCAUUUCAGGUUGGCUGUUGCUGGUUUGUUCCACUCUGCUACUCCUCGGAGCUUUACAAAGCUCCACCAGUAGGAGGCAAUCUUGGCUUUGGGCUAAAUCUGCAUUCCAGUUCAUCCCAAAGAUGAUGUGCAAGGCUCAUGUUGGAUCUCUGUGCUUCCAAAGCUAAUUUCUACAAAUAAAUGCAUAUUUUAUAGUUAAAGCAAUUUUGCUGCAUUCAGAGGGUUGUCUCAUGACUUUUGGUAGACAGCAUUCAAGAUCUUAGUUCAACUCUCCUUAUCUACAUUAUACCCCAUUCUUUAUACAUGGUAUUUAUAUACCUACUGAGGUUUGGGUCGUCAUCACAUACAUUUUUUCCAGAUGCAUCUUUAUGCACUGUUCUAAAACGGAACUUCAGUUUUUUGCUAUGCUCUGAAUAAACCAUGAAUAAGGAUGAUAAAUGACAUCAAUUCCAUCAUGAGACUGGAUGGACCUUACAUAGAAAUCAUAUUCAUUACAUCCAGUUUUGUACAGUAGAUUUGUAAGUGUCUCAGUAGACUUCUGGAUAGGUAGCUAUGGAAGAUUAUAUAGUACAGGUACCAUUUUUAUACCAGAUACUGGUAUUCCAUGCGUUCUGUGACAUUUGAAACAGUGCCUUUCAUCUCUACUUGCUUUGUGUUAUACUUCAGAGGUCAGAGGGAAUUAAUCCCCUUUAAUAUAUUUAACAUACCUAAGUUUGUGUUUCAAAAGUGACUUUUGGGCAGAUGGAGAUGCAGAUGGAGAUGUGCAGCACUGGAAUUUACUUUGCUGUCAACAAUAAUAGAAGUCAGUGAAGUGAUAGUGAAGUGAUCCCAGAGCACGAGGAAUCAAUUGUGUGUCCAGAUAAAAUAUGAGAAAUAAAUCUCGUUGCAAUCCCAUUCAAUAGCAUGGCCUCUGUGAUUCAGAGGCUUCGUUGGAGCGCCAUCUGCUGGUUCAUCUGCUGUCUUUGUCAUUCAGGUUUAACCAGAGCUAAGACAGGCUUUACCUGACAUAUGCAGGAAAUAAAAAUGACAAAAGACGCUUACGCUACACUGAGAAGAGACAGAGAGAAAUGGCGAGUGUAGCUUUCUAAUCUGUGGUCAGUGAGCAUAGUUUUUUAUUCCAUUGCAGUAACAUAGACAAUGAGCGGGACGUAGAAUAUGUUUCAUUUAGGCAUAGAGUUUGUACAACUGUUUUUGAUGUAAGUAAAGUAUUAUCAGGUACAUGCAUGGACUUGUUUUUGUGAUUUUUUGUGUAAAUGUGUUUUCUAAGAGCUUGCCCAUCUUGAGAGUGUGGAAGUGUACACAAGGCACACAUUUCAUCCAUCCAUCCAUCCAUCCAUCCUUGCACCACUAAUCCAGUACAGGGUCUUGAGGACAUGCUAACAUUUUCUUCUAAACUUCUGUGCCAUUGAGCGCACAAGACCCCAAGCAGAACAUGAACAGAGAUCAUUCAUUCUCAUGUAAAAGAUCCACUUCUUAGGGCUUCUUGCAGGAAGUCCAGUAGGCAGGUGUGGCUUUUAGCAAAUGUCUGUUUUUUGUUUUUAAGUCUUGAAACCACAAAUGACUUCACCCACUAUCUUCUUUAUAACUGCCAAGCCAAUACGAAACGCAAUAAAUAUUUUCUUUUCUUUUUGAUAAACCAUUUCCAGUUGUGUGUGACUGGUUUACUCUGUUGUUUUGACUUCUGUAGGACUUUAGACAUUAUUGCACAUUUAAUUUUUACCUUGUGUAAAAAAAAAAUCACAUUCAUACAAACACAGAUUCCUUUCUUGUUGUACCAUGUAAAAAUUUGUCUAACAGGAGAUUUCUUGUCAGUUAUUAAUAAAAUUGUACAUUGGAGCAGCUCAUAAGUGUUUCGAA